AUGUCUAUCAAGCAGCUUUACGGACGCCAGAGUCUUGCCGAAGUGAGUCGUCGUCGAGAUUCGACCUCUCGACCGCCCGGCAACGGGUCGUCGACUGACCGUGACUCCAGUCGACGUGGUCGACCUCACGCCGCUGGAGUCUCCUCUUCUGCCUCGGCCGGUAGCACGACCUGUUCACGUCGCCUAGCAACAGUGCGUCAGAAACAGGCCGCCUCUAGACUCUCCUCGGCCGGAGUGAGUCGUCGGCCGGGCCGUCAUCGCGGUCGUCAACGGCGCACCAGCACCGUCUCUGUCUCUCCUUCUCUGUCGCCCUCGUCGGCUUCCGCCUCGUCGGCCUCGUCCACGACGACAGUCGCCACCUCGACCGGCGUCGGGUCGGCAGACAAUGGCAGUCAAACCGCACCCACGGGACUCGAACCGGCGGCCGUGAGCGCGCCAGGCCAGGCCGGACUUCGUCUGCCACGCCGGCACAGAUCACGACGCCGCACGGCCAAGACGAGCCUGUCGCGGGCCCGAAAGGUCAGUCGUCUCGUGGCUUGGCAUGGCGUUUCCAUUUCGACGCGACAAUUGCUUGUUGGGGAUUCGGACUUGGCCUGUCAGGGGAAGGGGGGGGCGAGGCAGGAUCGUUUUAUGGUUGGUAUAACCUGGAAUGUGCGUAAUAAUUUCAUGAUCAUACAGUUACUGAUUGGGGUAGACAUGUUCGGUGUAGAGACGGCCUUCUCGAAGGUUUACGGCAUGCCUGAUGUAACCAACACAUUUUGGGGAUCUGUGUCUACAGCCAUGAAAACCAAGGGCCUAAUCGCGACUUUAUAA
Molecule: messenger RNA, 813 nt
Organism: Protopolystoma xenopodis
Lineage: Eukaryota; Metazoa; Platyhelminthes; Monogenea; Polystomatidea; Polystomatidae
Source: the annotation of a GenBank genome assembly